Molecule: messenger RNA, 1024 nt
Organism: Tribolium madens (black flour beetle)
Lineage: Eukaryota; Metazoa; Arthropoda; Insecta; Coleoptera; Tenebrionidae
Product: thymidylate kinase
Exons: 2
Coding region: 206-847 (213 amino acids)
Biological process (GO): dTDP biosynthetic process; dTTP biosynthetic process; dUDP biosynthetic process
Cellular component (GO): cytoplasm; cytosol; mitochondrion
Molecular function (GO): dTMP kinase activity; ATP binding
Source: RefSeq, a predicted model, not a curated record
UUUUAAGUCGACGAGUUGUGACUGUUAUUAAAAUUUGGAAACGAAACAAAUAAUCCAAACGACACAAUUCCAUAAAAAACACUACCCGAAAUUUCCCAGAACAAAGCCAGGAAAAAGAAAAACGAAAAACUGCCAAUGUUGGUACCACGAAAUUCCCCAUAUUUGAAAAGUGCGUCAUAACUGUCAAUUUUCGAAAUUUGUAAAAAUGAACGGUUUGAAACGGGGGGCCCUCAUUGUGAUUGAAGGCGUGGACAGAUCGGGCAAAUCCACCCAAUGUAAGAAGUUAGUGGAGUCUUUGAAGGCCCGCAAUGUGAACGCAGCACUCAUAACCUUCCCCGACCGCACCACUCACAUCGGGGGGCUCAUAGACAAAUACCUGAAACAGCAGACGCACCUCUGCGACGAAGCCAUCCACCUCAUGUUCACAGCAAAUCGAUGGGAGAAAAAAACCGAAAUGGAGAAGCUCCUCAAACAGGGGGUUACUCUAAUCGUCGACCGGUAUUCGUACUCAGGGAUUGUUUACUCCUCAGUUAAGAAAAAUAUGAGCCUCAAGUGGUGUCAAGAUCCCGAAAAGGGGCUACUGAAGCCCGAUUUAGUGCUCCUUUUGGUUCUGAGUGAGGCGGAAGUGGUGAAACGCCCCAAUUACGGUAAUGAGAUUUAUGAAACUAAAGAGACGCAAGAAAAAGUCGCGGAGGCGUUUAUGGACUUGAGCAGAAAGGAGAAAUGGGAGGUUGUCUCAGCCGAUGGGAGUUUAGAGCAAGUGCACAAAGUUUUGCUUGAUAAGGUAAUAAAAAAGGUGGCCGAGGUCGGGGGCCACCCUUUACGGACGCUCAAUUUCAAUGAUUAAUUUUUUAAUUUAGAAUAAACAAGUUUACACUUUGUGUAAGGCGGCUAUGCUUGACAUUUCACUGUCAAAAUGGUAAAAAAAAAUGUAUAGGGCGGCUAUGACUGUUUGACAAUUUUGACAUUUUACUGUCAUUUAAUAACUCAAAUGUCAUAAAAAAAAUAUUUUUGUUUAAGUGGA